Hibiscus syriacus is the source of this 1674-nucleotide messenger RNA. Its product is annotated as aluminum-activated malate transporter 10-like. Lineage: Eukaryota; Viridiplantae; Streptophyta; Magnoliopsida; Malvales; Malvaceae. Bases 131 to 1603 code for a protein of 490 amino acids. The record is from RefSeq and is a predicted model, not a curated record. Gene Ontology annotation, biological process: malate transport. Gene Ontology annotation, cellular component: plant-type vacuole membrane. The transcript has 6 exons.
AUACUAAUUGUGAUAAGCAAUGCCUCAGCCUCACCUUUGAAUGCCUUACAGUCUUUCCUUCCUACUGUCAACAUUAUCAAUAAUCAUUCUCAACUUGUCUCGUUUCGAAAUUUAUUGCGAGUAAAAAAGCAUGGCACCUGAGAAGGAUGCAUUUGAAGGAGUUGAAUGGAGGAUAAGAGUGGCUGAUGGUUCAUCUGAGGUUCCGGUUACGGAUACAGGGCUUGCGAGAAAGGUGUGGGUAAAAACAAAAGACUUAUUUUCAUGUUUGGGUUUGAAAGUGUGGAUGUUUCUUAAGAAAGCAUGGGAAAUUGGGGCUAAUGAUCCUAGAAAAGUGAUUCAUUGCUUUAAGGUAGGACUGGCACUCACACUGGUAUCACUGUUCUACUUUAUGAGGCCUUUGUAUGAUGGCGUCGGGGGCAAUGCUAUGUGGGCUCUUAUGACAGUCGUACUUGUAUUCGAACCAAACGUCGGCGCCACUUUAUACAAAUGUUUGAAUAGAAUAUUUGCAACUUUUGUUGCUGGGUUUCUUGCCUUAGGGGUACAUUGGAUUGCCAGUCGAUCCGGGGACAGAUUCGAGCCCUAUGUUGUAGGAGCAUCGGUUUUCCUAUUAGCUUCAAUGGCAACCUUCUCCAGAUUCAUUCCAUCAGUAAAGUCCCUCUUUGAUUAUGGUGCCAUGGUCUUCAUCCUCACCUUCAGCUUCGUUGUCGUAUCAGGCUAUAGAGUGGAUAAGUUAUUUGACUUUGCGCAUCAAAGAAUAUCCACCAUUUUCAUUGGAACUUCCUUAUGCAUUCUUGUGAUUAUUCUUGUCUGUCCCAUUUGGUGCGGCCAGGAGCUCCAUGGAUUGACUGUUCGUAACAUGGACAAACUCGCCGAUUCCCUCAACAGUUGUGUAACACAUUAUUUUACAUACAUCAAUGGAGAAGAUGAUAAAAGAUUGCAAGGUUACAAGUGCGUGCUAAGCUCCAAGGCAUCAGAAGAUUCUAUGGCAAAUUUUGCUAGGUGGGAGCCUUCCCAUGGACGGUUCAACUUCCGGCACCCAUGGAAACAGUACCUGAAAAUUGGGGCAUCGAUGCGCAGCUGUGCUUAUUGUAUAGAGGCUCUCAACAGUUGCAUCAACAAAGAAAAUAAGGCUGCUGAAUCCAUAAAGAAACAUCUCAGCACUAGCUGCUUGAAAGUGAGCUCUAGCUCAUCAAGUGCCAUAAGAGAGUUAGCCCAAAGUGUGAAGAAAAUGAAGUCACCCACCGUACAUACGUGUAUCGGAGAAAUGAACAGAGCGGUGGAAGAACUCCAGAAUGACUUAAAAUCGCUUUCUCAUUUGCUGGAUCCGUCGACAACCGUGGAAAACAAAGAACAUGAGACACCAUUCUUGAAGGCAAUUGGUUCAGUCCCUUUCAUGGAAAUCAUACCAGUGGUGACUUUGGCUUCUGUACUAAUCGAAAUUGCGGUGCGGACUGAAGCCCUUGUUGGUUCUGUGGAAGAACUAGCCAAGUUAGCUGAUUUUGUAACCAAUGAUGACAAGUCUAAGAAAAGUGAAAUGAAAGAUAAAAUUGUACCAGAUGAGGAGAAACCUGAAGGAACCAUGGAGGCUCUUCAAAGGGUCUGAGCUCCUAAGUCAUGUUUCUUUGUUUUAGUGUCAAGGGUAAAGUACACAAAUAGUCCCUCGGCUAUAGGAUG